ACGGGCUGCAACGCGGAAGGAGGAAAGCGACUCUCCGUCACUGAGGUGUAAUUUCAGCGUCACUGCCUCGCAAGGUGCAGCCUUUAGUGUGACUCCUGUGCGGCUCUAAGACCCCCUGACAUCUUCACACCAAUAGUAAUUUAUUAAAACACAAAGCGGACGUAUACCCCCCCUUUUUCCUCCCUGACGGACCUCGGUGGAGACCCUAGCGAAGCCUGAAGAGCGCCUCCCUGUCUCAGCUUCCCGAUGGGGGAAUCAGGUUCACGCCGUUCCACACUGGUUUCACGCCUGCCAAUCUUCCGCCGCAGUUCCAGCAAGCGGCAGGAGUCUCUCCCCUCCUCCCCCUCCUCGGGUGGAGUGGGUAAUGGCGUUCACACCUCCUCGCCCUCCAGCACAAACUCCAGCUCGGGCAGUACUGGCAAACGCCGCAGCCUGUUUCGGGCGCCGUCUCUUGGUUUCUCGGCUAAAAGGAACAGCGACCCAAGGGUCCAGCCCAUCAAUCUGAACCUCACGCCUCCCCUGACGCAGACAACUGAUGCAAACGGAAACGACCAGCAGACGGUUACUGCAUCGACAGGAUUCGGUGAGGGUGGCAGGCGUUCAAAGUCACGUCACUCAUUUGGGUUUGGGAGCCACAAGCAAAAGAAAAUCCCACGCUCGCAGACUGAGGACUUUGACAAGGCCUCGUCAUCCUCUUCCUCGGCCAAUCGAAAUGUGUUCAUCAACUGCAUCAGCAGCUCUGGAACCAAUGAAGGUGAUGACUCUGGCUUCCUUGAAGACUUCAGUGGGGCCAGUAACAGCAGCAAACGCUCCUCGCGCCAGAAGAAGCAGCUACUGCCAAAAUCUUUCUCAGCUCACUACCGCUUCUCUCGCACAUCUGAUCACCACAGACCUCCAGAAGUCAACCUAGAACCUCCAAGCUCCACUACCGUCACUCCGGAGCCCGGAGGGCUCACCCCUGGGUCAUGGCCUGGAGAACUGACAGGAGGAGGUGGCGAGAGCUCACUUCAGUCUCCAAUGAUAUCUGAAGAUCGAACCACAGCCAUCACUCCCUCAGAGUUCAUUCCCAUAACAGAGGAUUCCGUGUCUGAAGGGGAAGUACUUCCAGCUCCCAGUCCUGGAUCCGGUUUAAACUCAGGCUCUGCUUGUAUUUCUGACCCAGCUGCUGAUGCUGCUCCGCCCGACCCUCCUGCUGCACCCGAGAAUAUCAGCGUGGCAGUCUCAGCUUCUCAGGUUUUCUUCACCCCAGUCCAGUCCAGUGCGGAGAAACCUUUACUCCCUGACACUAGCACAGCCAACAACACAGACUACGAAACGGCAGUUUCCCUUUCCGAGCCAGAGACGGCCGUACCCUGUCCACCUCUGCGGGAACAAUCGCUGGAAGAGUGGAAGGAGAGGGAAGAGGAAAGACAGGAGGCGAUAAAAGAAGAAUCAGCUGAAGAGAGGAAGGACGUGGCAGUGGAGAGGAAGGCAGGGUACCACACUGAGACCACAAGUGAGAGCGAGGUGUGUGGGGCGCGCAGCGAGGGCUGCCACUCAAACCCUGAGAAAACACAUCGGAGGGCGAGACACACGCGCUCUCUUCAAGAAAAAGGAAGCUUCUGCGGCUGCCACGAACCCAGGUCCUCUCAUUUGAGGAAACCACACGCAGCUUCUGUGUGCAGCAGUGCCAGCCCUUACCACGAGGUGAUGCGGAUGGAGAGGCGACUGCGCUCCUCAUCUGAGGGGGCUGGUGGGCCUCGUGUCCAUGGAAACUACAGAGAUGCCCAAGGCAUGGAGGGAAAUGGUCUGCUCAAACACAGAAACAACUCCUCAUCAUCUAAACUUGGAAGCCUGGAUGUGCUGAACAAUCUGGGCUCCUCAGAACUGGAUGAAGAUGAUCUCAUGUUAGAUCUGGACCUCUCAGAUGAUCAGAGGCAUCGACAUGUGUCGAGAGAAGACUCGAGCAAGUCCCUGACAUCCUGCCCGAACUUGCUUCCUUCCCCUUUGGAUCCACCAGCAGAUCGCUUUGCAGGGAGAGAAAACAUUCAGAGGGAACUCAGCCGACCAACCAGCCUGCUGCCCGCUGAAUGCAGCGUUGGGUCCGGUUUAGGGAGGGAAGAAGAACCUCUACCUCCCGGGCCAGAGAGCCUUCCGCUCCGACUGAUGCAGCAGGAAUGCACAGCAGUCAAAACCCUGCUUUUAAGACUGAGACGGACAUUGCAGGAGAGCGCAGAGACGAGUCCAGCCAGCAGCAUUCAGUCUCUACCCAUCAGUCCUUGCAGUGAGAAGUCGCUUCCAUUAAAGGAUCUCAACAGAGAGGAAGCCCUUCUGCAGCAGCUUAAAGAAAAAGAUGAGCUGAUUCUCAGACUUCAGAGUGAACUGGAGAGCGCCAGAGCAGCCCUGAAGAUGAAAGACUGUCAAAUGACUGAUCGCACAACGCAGACAGAACACACAGGGGCAGAGAUCAGCCUUCAAAGCCGAUGGCCAGGACACGGCAGCAGCAAUAUCAGCCUUGCACCAAGAGAUCGAAGGGUGGUACGGGGAGUAUCAGCACCACAAGGAGGGGACCACUAUAGCCAACACCACCCUUACCACUAUCGGCCCACUGCUGCAGCAGAGCGCCACACUGCCAGAGAGGAGCGCCACCGUCAGGGAACUGCCAACAGCACUGUAAAUCUGGCUUCUGGUUCCUCCAACCAGCCUUUAGACCAGACCUCACUCACCACACCAGCCCAGCCCAGAGUAAAUCAAACCCUGGGUUCCAGCUUAGCUUCAUCUCCUUUCACCGAACACCCUGAGAUGGUGUCAUCCUCCUCUGAGUCGUUAACUCCAGGAGGAGGAGGAAGUGGAGCGAGUGUGUCUGGAGGGGCAAAGAGAGGAGAACACCCUCAGCCAAGCCUCAUCCCUCGUGCAGUCGGGGCCAGCGCCUCUUCCAGCCUCCACAGUCUCGCAAGCAGAGGGAGCUCCACACAAAACAUCUCAUCAUCAGACCGGGCCUCACCGACACCUCCUACACCUUCAUCAGCUUCCUCCUCCUCCGCAUUCACUGGCCGCUUAGGACAACCACCCCGUGGCCCGCUUUCUCUGCAUAGCUACAGUCGAAAAAAUGUCUUCCUGCAGCAUUCCCUGCAUACGGCCGAACUGCAGGCUCUGACGCAGAGAGACACUUGAGGAUGCUAGGAUAUCCAUCCUGCCAAAAGCAGCUGAAUCAUUAGCUAAAAAUAUUAUAAGUGUGAAUACUUAGGAGGAAAACAUUGCUGCUUCUCAUAAUAUAGUUACAACAAACUUACCAAUCAGAAAAAUAGAACCACGAUUAAACCUCCCCUCCCUUCAUCUCACGCGCCUACAAUCACUUUGAGGUCCUAACCAGCCCUUGAUUUACUUGCUUAGAGAUUUGCCUGAUAUUACAUACGCACAUAAACACACACAAACACAUCAGGAGGUGAGAUUGAAAAAAGGCACUCACCCGUCUAUCAUUGCUCCCACGUUGUGCCAUGCUGACAGUUCAGAUGAGCUUACGCCCACAGACAAAAACUCCACACAAACAGAAAUACAGUCACCCACACUCAAACUCACACUCUGACACAAAGACGUCGUCUGUGAUAUCUCUGCUAGGCCAUCUGCACCAACAGCACGGCGGUAAAACUGAAUGAAAGGACGAGGUGUCUGCAUUGCUAAGCUCGGUCUAUUGAUUGACUGCUUUUUAACAAUGAACCAAUUUGCUGCUGAAGAACUUCUGGACCUGCCUGUGAUUUGUGCUCAUGAUCAUGUUUUUCCAGCCUGCCAAAUCCAACACCGGAUCAAAUCCUCAUUCCACAGGGGUCCAGAUUAAGAGACUGCAAACCUUGUAGAACUGCAUGCUU
Messenger RNA from Cyprinodon tularosa, 3845 nucleotides. It is a transcript of the gene ccser1, whose product is annotated as coiled-coil serine-rich protein 1. Lineage: Eukaryota; Metazoa; Chordata; Actinopteri; Cyprinodontiformes; Cyprinodontidae. The transcript is spliced from 11 exons. Bases 247 to 3153 code for a protein of 968 amino acids. The record is from RefSeq and is a predicted model, not a curated record.